This is a messenger RNA of Lynx canadensis (Canada lynx), 1538 nucleotides long. It is a transcript of the gene CD4H9orf43, whose product is annotated as chromosome D4 C9orf43 homolog. Lineage: Eukaryota; Metazoa; Chordata; Mammalia; Carnivora; Felidae. The annotation marks the transcript as partial. The transcript is spliced from 11 exons. The record is from RefSeq and is a predicted model, not a curated record.
UGUUACUCUAGAGGGCUGGAAAGCUGUGCGAUUGGCUUUUGUCCUAAACCAGUUGUAGCUGUGGACUUGCCAGAUGAGAGCCAGUGGGAUGAAACCACCUGCAAGUUGGCUGUUUGUCAGCAUCCACAGUGCUGGGCAACGAUCCGCCGGGUUGAGAGGGGCCACCCUCGAAUCCUGGGCCCUCCCUGCAAAACAGCUCUGAAUAAUGAAGACAAAUCCCCAGUGCUCACCAUUGUAAACAUCUCAGAUUCCUGCUUCCGGGCCAAGAGACUUGCUCACGGUCAUUUAUCAGGAUUUACCUUCACCAAAGCUCCCUCUUUAUUGUGUCAAGGUUCAAAGUUUGACUCCAAAUUUCAAGGCAGGCCUCGGAAGGAUCUACCUGACAAAGAUUUCACCCACUAUACUGACAGGUCUCCUAAGCUUUCAGUGCUGAAUCUGAAUGAGACACGACUUCCCAGCUCUCAAGAUGUUAGAAAUAUGGUUGUCGUCUGGAUCCCAGAACAACCAGAGAAGCGUGCGAGCCUUUUGCCUGAUGAAGGGAAAACCAGGCCUUCUCUGGAGAUGAAGACGCAAUUGGCCAUGAUGAAGAAGAAACUUGCCCUGGAGAAGAGCCGACCUGACAGUGCCAUUUCUGCAAAGAUGUUCUUAUCUGUGCACCGCCUCGCCCUACAGAGACCAGCACUGAGAUAUCCUGAACAUUUGAAGAAAUUGUGUUCUAACCUGAACACAGAAGGUAGAUUUUCUGGUGCUGUCAGAUCCUCAGGUCACAAGCAGCAGCAGCAGCAGCAGCAGAAGCAGCAGCAGCAGCAGAGGCUGGUGAAAACACCACCUAAGAGACAGGAGGCUAAAAAGAAACCCAAGAGCGAUCCAGGGAGCCCGAACACUUUGCAUAAACGUUCAGGUGCCAUGGUUUAUGGCCCACGCCAUGGUCACAGAACUCUGUUGGGUUGGAAAAGUGACCAAAAGCAGCCACAGUGGAUGAAGUUAGAAGGACUCACCUUGAAGCAGGAUUCCAUAGAGAGACCACAGAUGAAGAAUUAUCUGGAUUCCUCCCCCAGUAAGGACGAUCCUGAAUUAUCUAAGACCAAACCCUCUAACAAGGACAUCAGCACUCAAGAGGACGCUGUGCUGGAAUCCCAAGAGAGGAGCCCAGAGGACCUUUCAGAUGGUACAUCUAGAACAAGGUGGAACCCUGAGCUCAAACUACUGAGGAUUCUUCAGGCCACUGACGACGAGGAUGAGGAGAACUAGCUCUCCAGGUCAGAGAGUGGAGAGUAUUUCAAGACUCUGCAGGGCAGUCUUACUCCAGAGCAGAAUGCUUGGAAUCCUGAGGACGGUGACCUUGGACAUAAGGGCAGAAAGCGGAGGGGACUUCUGCUCCCUGGAGGCUUUACCAGGGCCUGACCAUAGAGAUUCUGCUUUUUUCGUUCACUUCUCCUUGCCUCUAAAAUAAUUGAGUAGAAAAAGCCUCAUCCUUUUUAAACUUAGAUUGUUUCUCUUUCAUUAGGAACAGAAUAAUUUUAGUGAUUAAACACAAC